Platichthys flesus (European flounder) is the source of this 1483-nucleotide messenger RNA. RefSeq names its product LRAT domain containing 1 (gene lratd1). The record is from RefSeq and is a predicted model, not a curated record. Bases 177 to 965 code for a protein of 262 amino acids. NCBI's taxonomy places the organism in Eukaryota, Metazoa, Chordata, Actinopteri, Pleuronectiformes, Pleuronectidae. The transcript has 2 exons.
CCGGAGCGGCCGGUACUCGGCGCGAAGCGUGACACCCAAGUGUGAGAAGAAAGAGGGAAGGAGGAGAGCAGGGGACCGUGCAGCCCUCUGUGCCGAUGGACAACAAGGAUAUUUAACCGCUUGCCCGGGGAGCGCACAGACACCGCAGUCCAUGCCUCUGCCUUGCCAGGUCAUUGAUGGGAAAUCAACUGGAUCGGAUCACCCACCUCAACUACAGCGAGCUGCCCACGGGGGAUCCGUCCGGGCUGGAGAAGGACGAGCUUCGGGUCGGCGUCGCCUACUUCUUCUCUGACGAAGAGGAGGAGGUGGACGACCGCACUCCGUCUGACUGCGGCUUCACCAAGGACCACAGCCCGGCCGAGGAGGGACCGUUCUCGGUCAGCGAGGUGGAGUACUCCGCGUUCCGCUCCCAGGAAUGCAUCUUCUCCAAGCUGCGGGAGAACGAGGACCUGAAUGUGUACUCGGCCAAAACUUUGCUGACUAUGUGCAAACCGGGGGACCUGCUGGAGCUGGUGGCCACGGCGCAAGCCCCCCACUGGGCCAUCUACGAGCAGGACGACCGGGUCAUCCACCUGCACAAGGGCGAGAUCCGAAAGGACAGCCUGCUUGAGAUCAGCAGCGGUCGCCACGGGAGGAUAGUGAACAAUCGGUACCGGUACCGGCCGCUCCCCCCCGACCUGGUGAUGCAGAACGCAGCGGGACACCUGGGCCUGCGCAGCGAGGAGAUAUGCUGGACCAACCCGGAAAGUUUCGCAGCGUGGUGUCGCUUUGGCAAACGGGAGUUUAAAGCCGGGGGAGAGGCGCACUCGGCGGAGCAGCAGUAUUUCCUCAAAGUGCAUCUGACCGGCAGCGGGGUGCACACUCUGGUCUUUCGCAGCCUGGAGGACAUGAUCCGGGAGAGGAGGCGAGUGGACGCCAGUGGAAUUCUCAAAGAGCUGUCUCUGGUGAAUGGGGGCAAGGAGUGAUCAGGGAUUCCGUUUGAUAGCUCCCCCCACCACCACCACCACCAGCCUCUCCCCCAUCUCCCCCAUCAAGCUGCCUCGUCUCCGCCAGCGCGCACGGACGCACAGUUUCUUUUGCGCCCAUACAAGCACACAGACGCACGCACAUGCAAAAAAAAAAGGACCUGUUGGGUUGUUGGACUGUCUGCCUUGUCACGCACGGACCCCGGGCUGCCGUCUGGACCUCACGAGGCAUCCUGUGGAAUUUCUCAUCCAAAUUGGCGAGUGUUGAAAACAAACUAGGAGAGAGCGCGCGGCCACAUAAACAGACAACGCCCCUUUCACAUUAGAAUUCGUGCUGAGUGGUGGUGGGGGGACGCACGAGUUCGAAACCAAUCCAUUGCCCCCAACCACAUUACGCACAAGGCUCGGUUUGGUUUUCAGUUUUUUUUUUUUAUUUCUCGGGAUAAUGAUGGAAAUAUGACUAACAUUAACGGCCCCUCUCUCUGCAAAGGGCGCCUGCUGCGGCAGACCAGACGGUG